Molecule: messenger RNA, 924 nt
Organism: Vigna angularis (adzuki bean)
Lineage: Eukaryota; Viridiplantae; Streptophyta; Magnoliopsida; Fabales; Fabaceae
Exons: 4
Coding region: 1-924 (307 amino acids)
Source: RefSeq, a predicted model, not a curated record
AUGGGAGCAGAUGGAAGUGAGCCACUUGAAGAGGCGCUGGAAGAAGAAAAUUUGGAAGAUGCGAGCCUCGUAGAUGUGGAACCGUUCGGCUUUUUGAACCCAGUUUUAAUAGAACAAAUGGCACCUAGACUCCCUCCUCCGCCACAACCUAGUGAGCCUGACACGACCAAUAACACUAGGUUGUUGGAAACAGUGAUUGAGAGGCUACAACAACAGAACGCUCUCCUGAUGGAGCAAAAUCCAGCUGCUCAACAGAGUUUGGAGGCCGCUCGCGCCAACUCUGAAGCUACACAAAAGCAACUGAUGGAUAUCCUUGCCGCUACCAGAAACACACCGGGAGCGUCCUCUUCUAACGCUACCCAACAUGCUGAAUGGAGUUUGGAAAGCUUUCUUCAACAUCAUCCCGCCAAGUUUAACGGAAAGUGCCUUCCUGAUGAGGCAGAUCAGUGGCUGCGGGACAUGGAAAAGAUCUAUAAUGCAAAGAGGUGCCCUGAUGACAACAGGUUGGCGUUUACAGAAUAUCUGUUGACUGGUGAGGCCAGCCACUGGUGGGCGAGCGUGAAGACUAUACUGACGGACGCUCACGCCCCCAUCACUUGGGAGGUUUUCAGAAAUAAAUUUUAUGAAGAGUAUUUUCCAGACAGCGUUCGCUACGCCAAGGAAGUGGAGUUCCUUCAAUUGAUACAAGGGGGAAAGUCUGUAUCGGAGUACACCAAUACUUUCAAGCAGUUAUUGAGGUUCAACACUAUGGCCACUAGUGAAGAGUGGCAGUGUAGGAAGUUCGAGAAUGGACUAAGGAGCGACCUGAAGGUGUUGAUCUCGAGUUUAUGCAUUCGGUCAUUUCCUGCCAUGGUGGAGAGAGCCAAAGUACUGGAGAAGUCAAUCUCAUUUGCUUACCUCUUCAAGAAGAAGAGGAAUUGUUAG